AUGGACUUCCACCUGCAAUCCCUGGGAUCUCUCCUGGUCACCAUUAUGUUCCUCCGAUCCAUGAUCUUAGAAUUCGUUCCUCAGAGGCUCCUCUCUUCCGUAAAGAAAGCUGUGAAGGAGCGUCUCCUACCUCACCAGGACUGCUGCAUCGUGAUCGAGGAGUUGGACUACCGCGGCUACUCCGAGACCUUCGAACUCGCCCUGAAGUACCUCAGCAUCCGGUUCUCCGACUCGGCCUCCGCCGUUAGGGUGGCUGACGACGGCGCCAGCUCCAAAGGGUAUUCCUUCGCCAUCGACAUUGACCAGACCCUGGUAGACGAAGCCAACGGCGUAGCGAUCCUGUGGAGCUUCCGCGUAAAGGACUCUCCCUCACUCGGCCGCGGCGGCAGCAACAGAGUGAGGUUUCUCGAGCUGUCCUUUGGAAAGGAGCACAACGCCUACGUGAGGCACCAUUAUUUCCCAGAGAUGCUGGCCGUUGCACGUCAAGAGGAGGCUUGUACUCGGGCGAGGAAGCUCUUCACCAACAGCAGCUCCGGCGACCGGGGUUCCCUCUGGUCGUCCGUCGUCUUCGACCACCCCUCAACGUUUGACACCCUCGCGAUGGACCACGAAGUGAAGAUGAGCAUCAUCAACGACCUGAAGAAGUUCACCACCAAGGAAGACUACUACAAGAGAGUGGGCAGGACGUGGAAACGAGGGUACCUCAUCUACGGUCCACCCGGAACGGGGAAGACAAGCCUCGUUGCCGCCAUGGCCAACUUCCUAGAGUUUGACCUCUACGACUUGGACCUGUCGGCGGUGACCAGCAACUCGCAGCUCAGGAGGCUCCUCCUCGAGACCCGGCGCCGGUCUCUGAUCGUUAUCGAGGACAUAGACCGGUGUAUCCACGCUGUGGAGAGGUGCACCAGGAGAUUGGCGGAGCAUGGAAGCAACAACGGUAGCCUCCGCGUUGGUGACGUCGAAUCUGACGACGACGAUAGGAGCGGGACAGGUGAGCUGAGCCUCUCUGGAAUUCUCAACUUCAUGGAUGGGUUGUGGUCUUCAUGUGGGCAGGAGAGGUUGAUGGUGGUGACGACCAACCACAAGGACAGACUCGACCGGGCGCUGCUGAGACCGGGGAGGCUGGAUGUCCACAUCCACCUCUCUUACUGUCGUGUCCAUGCACUUAGAACCCUAGCCAAUAACUACCUAUUCCCCGGAGAAGAAAAAGGGAUCGAAGGUCACAGUGCAUACGGGGGCGCGGAGUGGAGGGAGAUAGAAGAGUUGAUCGUCAAGGUCAACGUUACACCGGCCACCGUGGCGGAGACUUUUCUCGGGAGCGGUAGCCCGGCGGCGGCGUAUGCCCAGCUGGCCGAAAUGCUGCGUCGCGAGUUCUCCGGAAAGAGCAAGAAAAGGGAGGAGGAGCCAGCCUCACAGUAA
Messenger RNA from Spirodela intermedia, 1419 nucleotides. NCBI's taxonomy places the organism in Eukaryota, Viridiplantae, Streptophyta, Magnoliopsida, Alismatales, Araceae. The record is from the annotation of a GenBank genome assembly.